This is a messenger RNA of Gordionus sp. m RMFG-2023, 270 nucleotides long. Its product is annotated as CCHC-type zinc finger nucleic acid binding protein-like. Gene Ontology annotation, molecular function: nucleic acid binding; zinc ion binding. The coding region runs from base 1 to 270 and encodes 89 amino acids. Lineage: Eukaryota; Metazoa; Nematomorpha; Gordioida; Chordodea; Parachordodidae. The transcript has a single exon. The record is from RefSeq and is a predicted model, not a curated record.
AUGGUUUGUUACAAAUUUGGUGUAAAGGGGCAUAUAGCGAUUAACUGUCGAAAUAUGAAAUGCUUUGAAUGUGGUCAGAGUAGUCACAUUUCAACAUUUUGUCCAAGUAAACAUGACCGAGUGAGAUGCGCUGAAUGUGGUAGAUUUGGACAUAGGAAGGAAGAUUGUAAUAUGGGAAAUAACGAGAAAAGGGUUUCCACAGAGGGGAGAAAGUUCAAAUGCGAUCAAUGUGAGGAGUGUGGCGGGGGUAGCAUCAAAAGGCGAAAAUAA